Molecule: messenger RNA, 3969 nt
Organism: Amoebophrya sp. A25
Lineage: Eukaryota; Dinophyceae; Syndiniales; Amoebophryaceae
Source: the annotation of a GenBank genome assembly
AUUUGUUAGAUGAUAGAUAUCAUGGAGGUAGUGCUACGGACGUCCUAGAAACACGAGAUAAUGCGUCGCGUCGGUUCAACUAAGAAGGAAGUGGAUUCGCCGAACAAGCGGACGCAACUCGGCUUUGAAUCAUGGGUGAACUCUCUACAGGUGAAGGACCCCGUUUUGGGGAGCAAGAUAUCAGGAGAGCCGGACGUAGCGAUGGUUUUGAAACGAAUUUUCCAGAUCGAGAUCCAAGAGCUACUCCUGACACAAAAACUUAUGUUCUUCUUGCAUCCAUCGGCUUGCCGUAUGUUGACAAAACUUUUCUUCUUCUUGCAUCGGCUUGUUGCCGUCGACUGGGAAGACGUAAAACCCCCAUCUGUUUCAUUAUCUCUGAAUGUAAAUGUAUAGAAAGAUACUACUUACACUAAAAAACCACGACGCCCCGUCCUCAACCUCUAAUCUUCGUAUGGAGUUGUCAGAGAAGACACGAAUGGACCAGACAAAGCGAUACAUGACCGAAGUGUUGAUGCAACGUAACUCGAAACGCGAAAUUGAUGGAAACGUAACAGCGUCGCUGGACACGUUAAAUGACGAGGACGUGCGCAUGUUCUUUGAUGCGGGGAUGGUAUCUUUUCGUGAAUGCUGUUUGAUGUAGUUUUCUUCUUACUGCGUUCUGACUGAAGUCCUCUCUAGUACAUUCUUACUCCUUCGAAAUACUGAUCUUGGAAAGUCCUAGGCUCAUCUUAUUACUGCUGUUUGUUUUCUUCUUACUGCCAUUAUGCGGUUUCUUCAGUCGCUCCCCUCGCAUUAUCGUGAAGUUCUGGAGCUCAUUUUGCAGGAGAAGGUGAACGAUGUUGCGGACCGCCUUGAGAAGAAAUAUAGGGCUGGAGACACAGUCAAUCGCAAAGAGGUGAUAGCCAAAGUUCUGGAUACCGGAGAAAAGAAGGAGUCUGGACCGAAGGUAUGUGGCGAGUGCGGUGAAAUGCAGAGGCGGAUCGACGCCCUAGAGGACCAGUGCGCUGCGUUUGAGGCGAAGGAGUACUUGCGAUUGUCGAGUUGUCGUUUCUCUUUCUACUGUUUUACGGCUGGGAGUAGUCUCUCACAGCACUUUUUUGUUGAAAUUAUCUAACUCGCUCUUGCUCUUCAUUCAGCUUCACUUUCUGCACCUAUGUAGGCAGGUUCUUCCCGGAACUCGCUCGCGAUACAAAAAAAAAAUAAAUCUUCCAUCAAUAUAAAUCGCAUUGAAUCCUGAAGACUCUCACUUUCUCAUCGUCGAUCUUCGUACAGGCGCGCCCUUUCCAGUGCAGAAACCCGGUUGGAGGAAGUUAGUAGGGAACUCGAGAAAGCUAGGUGGGAAUUGAGGACUUGUAAGUCACAGCAUGAAGCAGAAGUGCAAGCUUUGGUCGUGCGCUACGAGUCAAUGCUGGAAACCACGAACCAGGAAAAAACCCAGCUAGAGGAAAUGAUAAGCUAAGGUUGAUACUGAAACUGAUAGCAAGUGGGAGCACGAGAGAUGAAUGCAGUCGUCACUUAGAUCCUAGAUCCAAUUUGAACAAUCUUACGGGUUGAAACAUUUCAUUUUUACAAGCCUUCUCUAAUUGAGAUAGCUACUAAAAAAUGAAAUGUCUCAACCUUUAACAAUCAACGCCAACCUCUCUUCAUCUUUUUUUACUUUUUCACCUCGUCCUCGGUCUCUACAACCACCCUUUCGAAUUCUCUCUCUAAUCGCAAGAACUGCAAUCCAAUGGCAAUGCACUGUCUAGUGCGAAACUGACAGAGCUGGAGAAGAUCAUUCACGAUCUUGAAGAGGAAGUCCGAAAAUCAAAAGAGAGACAAGCAGAGCAGGAGCGCCUCGCGAGACUGGCCGAUAGUGGAGAUGACGCGUAUUUCUACGUCUUUUUGAAAUUUGAAUUUAUGAUCCACAUCUAGAUCUAUGCUCAUUUUUUCUUAGCCUACAUAAGGCACGACCUUGUGGUCCUUGUGACUCUUGUUCUUCCUUUUCAUUUUUCUGUUUAACAGAUACCUACUCUUCUAACAAACUACGAGGAAAUUGAAAACUACCAUCGACAUCAACAUUGACUCUCUUCAUCGUUGACUCUCCCAAAGUUAAAAGCUUCCAUCUUCAUCAUUCCCUACAACAGCAAAGCCGCAUUGAUGGAAUUACGUGGGAAAGUUGAAACACAGCAGAAUACGAUACGGCAACAACGCGUGGAGAUCGAAGAUUUGAAGUCGACGAUUGAGGCACUGAGGCAAAGUGAGGCUGACUGGCGAGCACGAGCGGAACAAGCUGAAAGAACACUAGCAGAGACGCAAAAGCAAUUGCUGAAAGCGCUGACUUCAGGUAAGACUAUCACUAUCUUACUUUGUAUUCAGGGUAGAAUGAGAGAUAAAAAACAACGAUACCAGACCUUAUUAUAGAUACAUCGCAGAGGCAGAGAAGAUGAAUCGAUUUUUAGGAGUUGGAGUUUCCAGAAUGAAGUAGAAGAGGCAAGGACAAGAUCAUCUUCGUCGUCCAUGAUCUCCUCUUUUACUGUCAAACUCCUUCAGCUCCAUAAAGAACACAACUACUACUUUCAAAGAAUUUGAAUUGGUGGAUUCAAAUGAAGUAGCACGAGCAGUUUUGGACUUGAACUUUGACUUUUUUUUGACUUCUUGAACGUACAGGCAAAGGAUCCGAAAACGCGACUUUCGAUUCUCUUGCGGCAGACCUUAUGGCCAGGAUCGCAGAGGAUGCUAUGCAAGUGCACGAGAGGCUGUAUUUUGACGCGCAGAAAAGGCGGGAUCGAUACAAAGAUGCUUGGGCAAAGCACGCGCCUGUCAUCGAAAAGAAGUGGAUGGAAGCUCAAGCAGUACUGAGAGCCGAACUAUUUGGAGAUCUAUUUUAUGACUUCGGGAAACGCACGCGGUCCGGCCUCCACUUAUUUUUGUUCUUUUCGAAUUCUACUUAGAGACUAAGCAUUCUAAUAUUUAUUUCUAGCAAGUUAUAUAUUCUAACUCUUCUUCACGACCACCUUCAUCAUAUUUAAUUUCAAUCUCCAUCAUCUCCUGUCCCUGCUCUUCUAAUUUCCAAUCGAUUCUGAUCUUGGUGGCGUCCGAAAAGCCAAAGUGGACGAGUACGGCAUGGGUGAUCCUGUAACGCGAGCCUUAGUAGUGAUUGGACGAUUUUUGCUUGGUGCGAAUCCAGCAGGAUUGAAUAAAGGGCUAGAACAGCAAUCGCCCAAGAAAGGUGGCAGAAAGCCAAACUACUUGACUCCGUUGAGGAGUGGAAGUACUGGGGCGUUGCCGCCGCAAGGCAUAGAGGGCGAAGGGCUUUGGCUGUACUGACAAAAAUCGAUAGAUUACGUACUAGAUUCUACUUCAUCAUGAAGAUGAACGUUGUGAGAAGAUAGAUCUUCAUCCGCAUCUUCAGCAACACGCCUUGAAAAAAACAAAUUGCAAUUUACUUUAAGAACCACGAAAUGUUGACCAACUGUAUGUAUAUCUAUUGAUCGUCAUACACAUACUUUCAGCUGUUGUAUCUAAUUGUUGUUCUACUUGUUCUAAGCGUUCUUCACGCAUAUUAUACAUAAUAUUGGGCUUCCUUGGACAAAUAUGUCAUGUGUUUUCGGUCACUACCUUUACUUUUUUUUUUGGAUUUGGAGGUGGGAAAUAUAAAAAUGUCCAUAAUGCAAAGCCGACAAGGAGAAUUCGAUGACGAUGAGGAUGACUCACUUCUGCUUCCAGUAUAAUGUUGCGUAUUUUUUCAAUCGAGAUGGAGGCUCUGUGACGACCACGACCACGACCAGCAUGGUUUUCUAUAAUUGAUUCAUUAUGUGCCAAACAUGUACUAAUGUGAUUAAUUCCGUCGCGUGAAUUAUAGGGACCAUUAAUGUGGAAGACCUGGUGGAAUGCUCAUUCCUCAACAUCAUGAGCUGCCAUUUGACUUUUGAACAACUGCAUCUUUCUACGUGCAAAACGCCCUAAGAACAGCAUGUGCUUCCAAUG